AUGGCAACUCCUCGAAUAACUUCCAUUCAACUGGAACAAUGGCAACAUUUACUCCGGGCUACGCUGCGGGAGUGUACCUAUCUUCCCGAUCCGAUUGCUCGAACCUACAUGCAUGGCUAUGUUUUGGACCGAUAUCGCCGAGCUUUCAAAUCUAAGCAGCCGGAAGCCAAGUUGAUACACACAGCUAAGAAGGAAUUAUCUCGUCUUCGAAGAGCAAAUGAAGGCUACCCCCGUCCAUUGGACCGAGUCAUGAUGAUGUCCUAUGGUCGCAUUGGAAAACGGAGACACGAGUUACUAGCCGAGUUGAUGAGCCCUGAUGUCCCGACAGACACCGACGCACUCAGAGAACUAGUCACCAAGGCUCCAAACUUUACGGAUGGAUGGGAGCCUCCGCAAAUCAUCUUGUCUCUUAUCAAAUCUCAGAUGAACAACGGAGUGGUCACAUCAUCUCGCAUUCGACCUCAAUUAAAAGGCGUCGAACCACCCAUACCUGAGAAGAACAGCUGGGGUCGACCUCUGGGAGAAUCUCGCAAAGCCAACAUCCGGCAUAAAUGGUACUUUGACACGCUGUUUUGUCUUCUACCACCUUUACCGGAUAAAGAACUCAAAGUCCUGGACGGGUUGAUAGCCGGGACUGUGCUAUGGAAACCCCGGAAACGAAAGCAGGUAGAUGAGCCUUCAAAACCCCCAGAUAACCUCUUAUUGGAUCUAUUGGCGGAUGGUCCUCAGAAGGGUCCUACUUUCCGGCCAUAUCUUCUUGGCCGGCCGCACAAGAUCACCCCCAGGUUCAUGCUCCGCCAGUGGCGGCGUAUCUCUGCACUUGUGCCGCGGAAGUUUUGGAACGAGAAGUCGGCCAAGACGGUGAAGUGGAUUUUCCACUGGGACGACCCCAAAAAAAUGCCAACUUUGGCCUUUGACGUGGACCAGGACGCCGAUGUCAAUGAGAUUUUUGGAGAACCAUCCGAAGCCAAGAGCUCAUCUGAGAGCUCGCCAAAGACUCUAACACCACCUACCCGACCAAAAAAUAAGGUGAUAGUAUAA
Molecule: messenger RNA, 1041 nt
Organism: Penicillium pulvis
Lineage: Eukaryota; Fungi; Ascomycota; Eurotiomycetes; Eurotiales; Aspergillaceae
Exons: 1
Coding region: 1-1041 (346 amino acids)
Source: RefSeq, a predicted model, not a curated record